Molecule: messenger RNA, 2699 nt
Organism: Vicia villosa (hairy vetch)
Lineage: Eukaryota; Viridiplantae; Streptophyta; Magnoliopsida; Fabales; Fabaceae
Exons: 10
Coding region: 247-2520 (757 amino acids)
Biological process (GO): proteolysis
Molecular function (GO): cysteine-type endopeptidase activity
Source: RefSeq, a predicted model, not a curated record
GUACGAAGAAUAUAGUCUUCCUUUUCUUUAACUGAAUAGAGAAUAAAGGUUGCAGCAUCUAGUUCCUCAUGAUAAGUGAUCAUAAUUCAAAGACUUACCUAAAUCUUAUAUUAAACGCAACCGAAAGAUUCUCCUUCCUUCACUGUCUUUGGCUGCCAAACAGGCGCGGUUUAAGAAUGAUUUUGCUUCAGCAUAGUUUCACAUUCACUAUAUCAAGGUCACAUUCAGGUCCUUGGAAAAACUAGAAUGAAAAACAUGAUGUGGAAUAGCGUUUAUCAGCAAAACCAAGAUAAUGAUAUUGCUAUGUACACUAGCACAAAACAAGAGUUGCUUAAUGUGGAACUGCAGUCUAUUAUAUCCGCUAAUCACGGAUUAAAGGAUGGUGAUGAAGGAAAAGUCAAAGAAAAAACAUUGAUUAACAAUUCACCUGGGAGCCUUUCAGGAAAUGGAAAUGGAUCAGUUUACAUUAGUCUCUACAACUACAAUUACAGCAUACAAUAUCCUGCUACUACGUAUGGAACACCGGUUCGUCCCUAUUAUCCUUCAUUGAGGCCUCCUUCUGUAUUUAGUAACAAGAGGGCUGUGUUAUUUGGAAUCGGUUAUGCUAACACAGCGGCUCCGAGGAAGCUUAGAGGUUCUGCGAACAAUGCUAAGUGCAUGAAACAAUUUCUGAUUGACAAGUUGGGAUUUCCGAGCAGUUCCGUUUACAUGUUCACAGAUGAUUCAGAGGAGAAAAACACAAUCCCGACAAAAAGUAACAUGCGAAUGGCGAUGAAGUGGUUGGUCGAGGGCUGCAAACCAGGGGACUCGUUGGUGUUUUACUUCUGUGGACACGGAUCAAGGGUUAGAGAUCGUAAUAGAGAUGAGGCUGACGGGUACGAUGAAGCGAUAUGUCCAGUUGAUUAUGAGCAUGAAGGGAUGAUACUCGACGACGAAAUAAAUGCUACAAUUGUUAAGCCUCUACCUCAUGGUGCCAAACUUCACGCCCUUGUCGAUGCAUCCUUUAGCGGGACAAUUCUUGACUUACCGUUUGCGUGCAAGACGAACUGGUUUGGUUCUUAUGGAUGGAAAGAUCAAAGAAACCGGAGAUCUCGCUACAAAGGCACAAGAGGAGGGCUAGCAGUUUGUAUUUCAGCCUGCGACGACGAUGGAAAUGCAGCAAGCAAAUCGGCCUUGACUUACAGUUUCCUCCAAGUCAUGCAAGACGUACCGAAAUUGACAUACGGCCGCUUGCUCAACGCGAUGCUCUUUACAAUCCAUUGGGCUAAAGCCGGAAAGUAUGAGCUAAAAGGCCAAGAUCUUGCCAGGAACACUUGGCAACAACAGUAUACUCAUGAGCCGCAACUUUCGUCUUCCGAGAAGUUCGAUGGUCACACAUCUUCAACUCAAUCUCAUCAUCAACACAUUUCUCAGUUUCCUAAACAAAGCAUUCCCGGAAAGAUGGCAACCAGAAGAGGAAGAUGCAUUCAGUGUGGAAGAGAUAUACAACUAGAAGUGCAUCGCUAUGCCAAUUUCAUGGCCAUGAUGUGUUCUGCUUGCAACUCUCAAAUUUUCUCCCAGCAACCUAAUUACCCUUUUGUUAAUAACAACAGCAACUUUCUUCCUCCUCCGGCCGCCUAUGGGAGACGUCCGUCUUGGCGACGAAUACUGAUGGGCCCACAAGCUCCAAUGACACCACCUUCUCCAUAUGGUAACAAGAGGGCUGUCUUAUUUGGUAUUAACUAUGGUAAAGAUUCUCUCAAUGAUGUUCACAGCAUGAAGUACUUUCUAACUGAAAAGUUAGGUUUUCCUACUGAUUGCAUUCGCAUGCUCACAGAUGAACCAGGGGAGAGAAACCCGACGAGAAUUCCAACAAAAUAUAACAUGCGAAUGGCAAUGAAGUGGUUGGUUGAAGGCUGCCAAGCAGGGGACUCAUUGGUGCUUCACUACUCGCGACAUGGAUCAAGGCAAGUGGACCAUAUUAUAGAUGAAACUAUAUGCCCUGUUGAUUAUGAGCGCGAAGGGAAGAUUCAUGAUGACGAAAUCAAUGCUACAAUUGUUAGUCCUCUACCUUAUGGUGCCAAACUUCAUGCUGUCACUGAUACAUGCUUUAGUGGCACAGUUCUUGAUUUACCAUUCAUGUGCAGGAUGAACAGUAAAGGUUAUUGUCAAUGGAAAGAUCAUAGAAGCCACAGAGCUGGUUACAAAGGCACAAGAGGUGGGCUAGCAGUUUUCAUUUCCGCUUAUGAUGAUGAUGAUGGAAGUGCAGCAGACACAUCGGCCUCUAGUGACAUGGAAAGUGCUGGUACAUUGACUUAUAGUUUCAUACAAGCCAUGCAAGAAGCCAUGCAACUUGAACGCAAACUGACUUACGGUCAACUUCUCAAUGCCAUGCGUUCUUCAAUUCGUGGCGCUAGAGAAGACAUGUUUGGCCCGAAUGAGCAACAGCAUGUCAUGGACGAUCGGCAGCAGUGUGGUCGUGAUCCACAACUGUCAUCUUCUGAGAAAUUCAAUAUUUAUUCAGAGAUUAUUGCAAUAUGAUGUGACACAUAACUCGGUGCAGGAUCCACAGUGCCCAAAUACCAGUACAAGUUGUUUGAACAUACAUUCAUUUGUCAAUAUACUAAUAAUAACUCUCAUUUUAUUUUAGGUAUAUUACCUUAAAUAGAUAAAUAAAUAAAUAAAAGGCUUGACUAUAGUUUGAUUCUAUAUUUUAAAAU